AUGUCUAAGCUUUUCGUUGGUGGCCUGGCCUGGCACACCACUGAUGCAACCCUCCGCGAUGGCUUCCAGAACUUCGGAAACGUCGAGGAAGCUGUCGUUGUCAAAGACCAUGAUACUCUCCGUAGCCGUGGCUUUGGAUUCGUCCGAUUCGCGACCGACGAGGAGGCCGACAAGGCGAUGAAUGCUAUGAACAACCAGGAAUUUGAUGGCCGAAUUAUCCGGGUCGAUAAGGCUUCGGAGCGGCCCCGCGGUGGCCCUGGAGGCGGCGGCGGCGGUUUCCACGGUCGAGGAGGCUACAACCAGCGCGAAGGGGGCAAUGGAGGUUACGGUAACCGUGGUGGAUACGGCGGAGGUGGUGGUUACGGUGGUGGCGGCGGUAACUGGCGGAGUUCCAACCAGCAGCAGGCUCAGCCGUACGACCCAAGUCAGGCGGAUGCUUGA
Messenger RNA from Aspergillus saccharolyticus JOP 1030-1, 441 nucleotides. Its product is annotated as RNA recognition motif domain-containing protein. Gene Ontology annotation, molecular function: RNA binding. The record is from RefSeq and is a predicted model, not a curated record. The transcript is spliced from 6 exons. NCBI's taxonomy places the organism in Eukaryota, Fungi, Ascomycota, Eurotiomycetes, Eurotiales, Aspergillaceae. The coding region runs from base 1 to 441 and encodes 146 amino acids.